Messenger RNA from Drepanopeziza brunnea f. sp. 'multigermtubi' MB_m1, 1332 nucleotides. RefSeq lists its product as uncharacterized. NCBI's taxonomy places the organism in Eukaryota, Fungi, Ascomycota, Leotiomycetes, Helotiales, Drepanopezizaceae. Gene Ontology annotation, biological process: L-tyrosine biosynthetic process. Gene Ontology annotation, molecular function: prephenate dehydrogenase (NADP+) activity; NAD+ binding; prephenate dehydrogenase (NAD+) activity. The record is from RefSeq and is a predicted model, not a curated record.
AUGGCUGCGAACAACAUGAACGACACCGCAGGCGAAACCAAGAUCGGCUCCGAGGAGUUCACGAUAGGCAUUAUUGGCUUGGGCGACAUGGGCAAGAUGUACGCCCGUAGGCUCAGCGCCGCAGGAUGGAGGGUGAACGCGUGCGACAGGGAGGAGAAAUACGCGGGCCUCCGCGAGGAAUUCGCAGGCAUAAAACAAAUAAACAUCAUUCCCAAUGGACAUCUCGUCUCCCGCGCCAGUGACUACAUCAUCUACAAUGUUGAAGCAGCCUCGAUUGACAAGGUGGCUGCACAGUACGGACCUUCUACGAAGCAGGGCGCCAUCGUCGGCGGUCAAACUUCUUGCAAAGCUCCUGAAAUUGCUGCCUUUGAGAAGCAUCUCCCAGCAGAUGUAGACAUUGUGUGCUGCCAUUCUCUUCAUGGUCCAGCUGUUGAUCCCAAGGGCCAGCCGCUGGUCCUGAUUAAGCACCGUGCUUCCCAAGCCAACUUCGACAAGGUCGAGAAUGUCCUCUCCUGCCUGGGCUCCACUCAUGUCUACCUCUCUGCAGCAAAGCAUGAUCGAAUCACAGCGGACACCCAGGCCGUAACCCACGCGGCCUUCCUCAGCAUGGGUAAAGCGUGGCAUGCCAACGAGCAAUUCCCCUGGGAGAUAGCCCGCUACGUGGGUGGCAUUGAGAACGUCAAGAUCAACCUUACUCUGCGCAUCUACUCCCAGAAAUGGCACGUUUACGCUGGCCUUGCCAUCCUGAACCCCUACGCCAAACAGCAGAUCAAGCAGUACGCCCAGUCCGUAACCGACCUGUACAAGCUGAUGCUCGGAGGCCACCGAGAAGAAUUGGAGCAGCGCAUCAAGAAAGCAGGCGCCAAGGUCUUCCCCACCCAGAACUGGGAUAAGCAGCUCCUCCUGAAGGACGAAGUACUCGACCGCUUCUCCCUCGGCAAGAAACCCUCAACGCCGCUCCCCAAUAACCACCUCAGUCUCCUUGCCAUGGUGGACUGCUGGUCCCAGCUUGACAUUGUCCCCUACGACCAUAUGAUCUGCUCCACGCCCCUCUUCCGCCUCUGGCUGGGCGUUACGGAGUACCUCUUCCGCCAGCCCACUCUGCUCGACGAAGUCAUACGCGUGGCUAUUGAGGACAACACGUUCCGUAGCGACGACCUGGAGUUCACAUUUGCAGCGCGGGGCUGGAGCGAGUGUGUUACUUUUGGGGACUUUGAGGGGUACAGAGAUCGCUUCGAGAGCACGCAGAGGUUCUUCCAGCCGCGGUUCGCGGACGCGACCAAGGUGGGUAACGAGAUGAUCAAGACGAUCCUAGAGAAUACGAAGAAAUGA